GGUUAGCAAGAUGGAGGCGCGCAGUGGUGGUGCUGAGGCGAUGGAGCCCUUUUCCGACGGAGAAGAAAGCGACGAGGCCCCAGAGGAGGUGACUUUCGAGAGGGCGCGGGAGGCGGCUGCGGAGGAGCGCCGGUUGGCGGGGGAGCGGGCCCGCAGAGAAAAGGCCAUAUUGAAAGAAAAGAGACGACAUAGAGAAGAACUAUUUAAGGAACAAAAGAAAAGAAAGCUGCUUCCUGAAAAUGUCUUGGAGGAGUUGGCAUCCACACAGAACAGCACCAAUUCGACAUCUGAGGACCAAGAUCAGAAUGUUGAAGAUGAAGUUGAAAAUCAAGACGAUUCAGAAAAAGAGAGUGAAGAAGACAUUUUAGCAACCAGAUGCCCCCCAAAUUACAUGGCUGUACGGUUAGAAGACCAGGAGCUAACCGAUCAACAGCAACAGGAUGCCAAAAACUUUAUACAGAAACAUCUUUAUGGAGCAAGCUGCAAUCGAACUACUGCAAAUCAAUAUUUUUCGGUUGGAAACAAGAAAAAUGCAGUUAAAAGAGCUGCGAUCCAGUUUGUGAAUAAAUCUUGGGGUAAAGUAAAAAAAGAAAAAGCUACUCGAUUUACAAAACAUUGGGUAUCUUCAAAAGUAAUUCCCUGAAAUAUUUUGCUGUUGCUUAUGUACAAUAUCAUUGCAAAAUAUCUUGUAUUUAAAUUAUGUAAUGUCCUUGCUAUUGUUUAUAUAUUAACAUUUUUAUGAUUUAUGUUUUCUUUUAAACCUUUGCAGAGAAUUAAAAAGUAUAACCUUCUGGAAAAUAAUUAGGGUCUUGCAAUGGUAUGUUCCAACUAAAAGUAAUUUUAUCUGGGUCUGUUGAAUUCAGUUGAAAUAAGGUUUGAUUGAAUGAGAAAUCAGUUUCUUAAAUAUUUUGAUACUCUUUUUGCUAAAAUAAUUUUUAACAAAAAUGAUUUUUAACUCUCCAACAUAUGUAACUUGACUUACUACUGUACCCACAAUGUGUUUUUUGAAAGUACAUUCCAGCUGUAAAAAGAAGAUAUAUCUUGAAAUAAUUUGUAUAUAGGUUUGCAAAAAUGGGAAAUAUUAAUAAAACAUAAAACAUUGAA
This is a messenger RNA of Thamnophis sirtalis, 1104 nucleotides long. It is a transcript of the gene NOL7, whose product is annotated as nucleolar protein 7. Gene Ontology annotation, molecular function: RNA binding. The record is from RefSeq and is a predicted model, not a curated record. Gene Ontology annotation, cellular component: nucleolus; nucleus. Lineage: Eukaryota; Metazoa; Chordata; Lepidosauria; Squamata; Natricidae.